Molecule: messenger RNA, 1523 nt
Organism: Ixodes scapularis (black-legged tick)
Lineage: Eukaryota; Metazoa; Arthropoda; Arachnida; Ixodida; Ixodidae
Gene: crc
Product: activating transcription factor of chaperone
Exons: 3
Coding region: 300-1334 (344 amino acids)
Biological process (GO): regulation of transcription by RNA polymerase II
Cellular component (GO): nucleus
Molecular function (GO): DNA-binding transcription activator activity, RNA polymerase II-specific; RNA polymerase II transcription regulatory region sequence-specific DNA binding
Source: RefSeq, a predicted model, not a curated record
GGCGUGGACGGACUACAUCAUCAUUCGUCUCCAUGUUUCCAUAUCAGCAAGAUCGACAAAUUUCUGCGCGCUGGAAGCCACCAGUAUGACGGACUAGUUGUCGUUUCCCGCUCGCACCGCAAGGUGCUUGCACCUUUAACCAACGAAAAUGGAGUUCCCGGGCUGUUAUGCCUCGCUGCUCGCCCCUACUUUGGCAAGACGAACGAAGGUUGUCUACUGCCCGUACCAAGCGUCGUCGGUUUCCACAUCCCCGAGACAGACCAAAUCCAAACCAGCAAGCGCCGUGAGCCACAGACGACAUGGAAGUCGACUGGGACUUGGACUCGGUGCUGGAGCUCUGCUGCUCCAAGCUGAGCCCCGAAGUCGAGCUGCCAACGCUCGACGAUGAAGGGCAUCUUGACUGGCUGGACGAGAAGGUGGACUUGUCCGCGUGGGCGGACCUGGACUUCCCGGAUGACCUGCCUCCGGCAGCGAUGACGGAAGCCGGCCACCCGCCCUUCGCCGACCGCCACCUGCCUCGCGUCUCCAGCGGACCUCCCAAGUCUGAGGACCCGUGGCAGUCCGCCGAGACGGCCUACUUUCCCUCGCCCGAAUACAUCUCCCCACCAGACUCCCCCGGCACGCCAGUGGCCAUCGUCCCCAACGUCGACAUCUUCCUCAACCUGAGUCCAGCGUCCUCCAUCGAGACCUCUGUCCGUUCGCCGGACGCCGAAUCUUUGGACGGCCUCCCGGGAGACGCGGACCCUUCCAACGACUUCCCGCCAGAAGAUGCAUCCAAACAUGCGGCCGCGGAGUACAACUCCCCGUCGCCGCCCUACUCUCCGACGCUCCAGAGUCCGGAGUGCUCUUGCCUGGCUUCGUCGCAAAAUGCCGACGAGAUGGAGUCGACCGGCGUCGCAGAGUCUUUUCCGGAAAUCAUUGAGGAAGUCGUCGCGGCGCCCUCGACCUCCAUGGACCUCCAGAUGGAGUGCCAGGAUGAUCCAACGGACCGCGAUUUUGUCCCCGAAGAGUCCGAGUCCGAAGAGGAGCGUCCGAAGGCACGGCGGCCCGGCCCCAAGCGGGGCCGCGCAAAGAAGUCGCAGCAGCAGCGGCGGAAGCGGAAGGCCGCGGACGCGGGAAGCCGUCGGGAGCGCAAGCGCCUGCAGAACAAAGACGCCGCCACGCGGUACCGUCGAAAGAAGAAGCAGGAGUGCGACGUGGUGGAGGAGGAGUUCCAGGAGUUGAGUCGGAUCAACGACAACCUCAAGGCGGAAGCGGCGCGCGUGGGGAACGAGGUCUCGUACCUCAAGGGCCUCAUGCGAGAGCUGUUCCGCGCCAAGGGCCUUCUCCCGUAGGCCCCCCGCCACGUCCGCACCCGCGAGGCCUUUCGCCCUUGAGUGAGGAUGGGACAUUGGUGCGGCGGUCGCCGGGUGUGCUGCUAUACUUAUUAUCUACCGUCUACAUUUAUCAUCUGUUAUCCCUCCUGGGUUAUUCUUGUGCGCUCUCAUUUACAUAAUGGAAUAAAAACGAAAGGUUACAACCGU